Molecule: messenger RNA, 627 nt
Organism: Micromonas pusilla CCMP1545
Lineage: Eukaryota; Viridiplantae; Chlorophyta; Mamiellophyceae; Mamiellales; Mamiellaceae
Exons: 2
Coding region: 1-627 (208 amino acids)
Molecular function (GO): RNA-DNA hybrid ribonuclease activity; nucleic acid binding
Source: RefSeq, a predicted model, not a curated record
AUGAUCGUCGCGCACGUGGACGGGAGCGUCGAGCCGAAGAGGUUUCCCCCCGUCGCCGGCGUCGGCGUAUACUACCGCCCCGGCGACGCGCUCAACUACGCCGCGCGCGCGCCGCUCGCGGAGGACAACAACGCGACCGAGCUCCUCGCCGUGUUCGUCGCGCUCGUCCGCCACCCGCGCCGGUCGCCGAUCACGAUACGCACGGACUCGAGGGCGACGCUCGACGUCCUCGAGCGGCUGGCGCGCGGCGACGGGUUGCGCGCGUUCAAGUUCAAGGGUGCGCGCGGCGCCGCGUCGUGCCGCGCGACGUUGUUUUGGCUGCGCGCGGUGUUGUUUUGGCGCGAGGCUGCGACGGCGGUUCGGAAGGUGAAGGCGCACGCGGCGGCGACGCCGGACAACGCGACCGCGGACGCGCUCGCGCGCGUGGGCGCGAACGCGUCGGCGAAGCGCGUCGUGCCGUACGCGCCGACGGGCGGGGGAUUUUUUCGUCUCGGCGGCGGCGGCGGCGGCGGCGGCGGCGGCGGCGCGCGGAGGUAUGAGGUCGCGUUGUUUUUCGAGAUCGCGAGGUUUCUCUCCGGCGCGCGCGGCGAAGGCAACGGCGCGCUGGAGGAUAUAGUGGACUCGUAG